AUGUUCUCUCUUAGAACCAUUGUCGCUGGUGCGACUAUCGCCUUGGCUGGCAUGGCCCAGGCCACCCACAUCGACUACCCACCUUGUCUUGACCCUUUUCAGCCCUAUGUUUCAUCUGGAUGUUACAUGGAUGGUGUUGAGGGCCAUAUGGGUGGUGCACUCAUCUACCGCUCCGGUCAGAACCAGUACAAUAUGACUGUCGAGAAGUGUGUUGCCGAGUGCAAGGGUAACGGCUUCCGGUAUGCUGGUCUCAAGUACUAUGGUGUUUGUUACUGCGGUUCCACCGUUGGUGGCAUUCAGCUUCCUGAUAGCCAGUGCAACUAUCCCUGCACUGGUGAUAAAACCGAAACUUGCGGUAGUGACAACGCCUUCUCCAUCUGGCAGGAUCCCACUUUCAAGCUCACCAACCUUGGAGGAGUUGUUACUCAACUCCAAGGAACUGUCCAGUCUAUCGCCGGUUAUAAGCCCAACGGUUGCUACACUGACAACUCCUCAAAGGGCCGCGCCCUGACAUGGCCCAUGGAUAUUGAUGGUUCUCAGAUGACCCCCACCAGUUGCUUGACUGCCUGCGCUGACCAGGGCUUCCCUUUCGCUGGUCUUGAAUAUGGUGGUGAAUGCUACUGCGGUAAUGUCCUGGCUAACGACACUGUCAAGGCAGAUGUUGGUGACUGCAAUGUUCCUUGCAACGGUGACAAGACCCUGCUCUGCGGUGGACCUAGUCGUUUGAGUGUCUAUGUCGCUGAGGAUCUGCUUUCUCUUCAGCCAUGUGGCUGGAAGCCCAGCAACUCUGCCUCUGCCUCGGCUUCCGUUUCUCUCUGGUCAUCUACCUCUACCACUUCCGCUACCACCUCAAAUAUUGCUACUUCCAGCUCUUCAACCACUAUUCCUGUCGUUAACUCCGGAUCGAGUGUCACCAGCUCUUCCACAACCUUGAGCACUUUGACUAGCACUACUGGAAAUGGACAGUCUUCUACCACGGGUCAACCUUCUGGUCCUUCUGGUCCUUCUGGUCCUUCUGGUCCUUCUGGUCCUUCUGUUCCUUCUUCCACCACCAACAAACCUCCGGGCCCCUCCAACCCUUCGUCCACCAACGGUAAUGGCCAGUCUACCACCAACAAGCCUUCCACUACAACCACUACGUCCUGCAGUACCACUACUGGUCCUGCUAUGUGUACUUCCACCGUUGUCGUGCCCAACACCUGCGAGUACAAGUGUGGUAACUGGUGUGCGCCGUCUGUCCCUGACUUCCAGGAUCAAAACAGUUGCCAGACCGCCUACAACAACUGCGCCAAGAACAUUGCUGCUUGCUUCCAGAACGCUGGCUGGCCCGGCGCUCUGAACUGCUUCGACUUCUCCAAGUGGUGUGAUGGUGUCCAGGGCUAUUGUGCUUCUUCCUGCUCCCGUGGUCGUAGCUGCAACAAGCUUGGCUGCAUCAAGAACAACGCUCCCACUGGCGGAAACAGUGCCUCGACUACCACCAGCGUGUAUCCCUGCGCCGUCACCAGCACUUCCACCACUUCUUCGGCUGCUGUCACCUCUUGUGCUCCUCAGCCCACCAACAUUUGCCAGCAGCCCAGCUCCAACAUCUGGGGCUACGGUCCCGGCAACCCUGUCGGUGGUAUUGAGCUGCCUCUUGUUGCCUGUAACGACUUGAAGAGCGACUUUUCUCAGAACCCUUUCAAGCUUUACACCAAUACCAACUCCAAUUCUUGCUCUUCUUAUCGCCGCAACCAGCAGUCCAGCGCUUGUGCCGACGCCUGCAAGGCUCAGUACAACGCUUGUGUCGGUACAUAUGUCCAGAGCUGCAAGAAGCUUAACACUCGCAGUGAUAACAGCAACUACUUCGACAAGCGAUCUCACUCCCACUUCCACAAGCGCGCCCUCGAGAAGUCUGGCAUUGAGCCUCGCUUCUUCAACCUAUUCGGUAACGACCAGUGGCAGAGCGCUCAGAAUAAGUGCUCCAUCCAGUAUGCUGACUGUCUCUGGGAGAACGCCAAUGUCAAUUUCAGCAGCCGCUGCCAGAACUUCGGCACUGGUAUGUAA
This is a messenger RNA of Fusarium fujikuroi IMI 58289, 2043 nucleotides long. Its product is annotated as related to beta-1,3 exoglucanase. The coding region runs from base 1 to 2043 and encodes 680 amino acids. Lineage: Eukaryota; Fungi; Ascomycota; Sordariomycetes; Hypocreales; Nectriaceae. The transcript has a single exon. The record is from RefSeq and is a predicted model, not a curated record.